Messenger RNA from Sabethes cyaneus, 2898 nucleotides. RefSeq names its product nucleolar complex protein 4 homolog A. The coding region runs from base 81 to 1619 and encodes 512 amino acids. NCBI's taxonomy places the organism in Eukaryota, Metazoa, Arthropoda, Insecta, Diptera, Culicidae. The record is from RefSeq and is a predicted model, not a curated record. Gene Ontology annotation, biological process: ribosome biogenesis. Gene Ontology annotation, cellular component: small-subunit processome; Noc4p-Nop14p complex; nucleolus. The transcript is spliced from 5 exons.
GUGGAAGUAGCAGCGCAGCACAUCAGCAGCUUGUUGGUGUGGUUAUUUAAAUUUGUUCGCGACGGAGUUGAAGUGCAAAAAUGUCUGCUGCAACAGCUGUAAAUUUUCAGUCACAGUUUUCUUCCAAGUCUAUGGCUAAGCAGCUGAAAGUAAAGUGUAAUGAAUUUCUGGCAUCGCCGCAAAAUUCCGAACAUCUAGGAGAAAUCAUUGGCUGUCUGAAGGAAUGUAAUUCGAAACAAGCGGCUGUGGUUCCAUGUUUGCUAGCUUUGGAAACUAUUUUCGUCGAACUGCUGAGACGAAAUGAGAUGCGAAUUGUGGUGCAACCAUUAAAGCCAGUCGAGACAUCUUCCGAACUAAUCUACAAACAGUCUCUGCAAGGACAGUACAAAGAAGCAUUCAGUGCCAUUUUGGAAGGGUUUAACCAUGAUAAACAGGCGGAGAGUGUUCAAUCGCUGGCCACAGCGAUGAAAUUGAUUGUGGCGGAAACCAAAAAUCCGUUAGAUGAAGGUGCCAUUGAUGCCAACAGUUUCCCACUCGGUAAACUUAAGAACAUUCUCCAGGCGGUGCUCUCUUCGGAACGCCAAAAUGCCCAUCUGGUUAAUCGCUUCAUGGAGUACGCCUCUCAUGCAGACAUAAUUUACUUUUGCUGGAAAAUCUUACCGUCAUUAGCGCCGAAGGAAUUCAGUCCUAAUUCAUUGUUUAUUCAAAAUUAUCUUAGUUUACUUGGAGCAGUCUGUUUCGGAAAAGAAUCUCUUGAAGAAUCGCCUAGCUUUCUAUGCGUUCAAAUGCAAGAAUUAGACUAUCCAUACAUUCGGAAACACAUAAAUAAAAGCUGGUCUUGUGUAAUGAACUGGAAACAUGAUGAUGUUUGCCAUCGUCAGGUUUUGAUUCUGUUGCUGGAAAAAGUUCUAGCCCAUUUGGAUAAGCCGGUUCUAUUGACUGACUUCCUAAUGGAUUCGUUGGACGUUGGCGGUGCUAUUAGUUUGCUAGCACUGCAAGGCAUCUUUAUCUUGAUUCAGCAACACAAUCUUACCUAUCCAAACAUCUACGAAAAGUUGUACUCAAUGUUCGAGCCGGAAAUCUUUCACACUAAGUAUAAAGCACGAUUGUUCUACCUGGCGGAUAUAUUUCUGAGCUCUAGUCACUUGCCGGAAGGAUUGGUUGCGGCAUUCGUGAAGCGGCUAGCGCGGUUGGCACUGAUUGCCCCUCCGCAGGAUAUUGUCAUCAUAAUGCGGUUCAUUGGAAACUUGAUACUGCGACAUCCGGCGUUGAAGCGGUUGAUUUUCCACCCCAGCGGAGGAGAAGUGUCUCAGGAUCCAUUCAUUAUGGAUGAGCGCGAUCCGGUGAAAUCGAAUGCACUGGAUAGUUCACUGUGGGAGGUUGCCGCUCUCCAGUCUCACGUACUGCCGUCAGUUGCCACGGCUGCCAAAUUUAUCUCUAACCCAUUGCCUAGCGCUGAGUGGGACUUGGCGUCGGUGUUGGAGAUUAACGAGAAUGAUAUUUUUGACAAAGAGAUUGCCAAAAAAUCCAAAGAAUAUGCCUUAAAUAUUGAGCGACCAACCUCGAUGUUUAAAUACUGCGGAGGUCACAAGUCCUCGCAGUAUUGGAAACUGUUUUAGAGCAACAGAAUGAGCUUUCCCUAACUGACUAAUAGACAUUGAGAUAUACAAAUUUAAAAACUGCACUUGAAAUAUUAAGAUUUCUCACAUAACUAUGACCUACAGUAUCAUACUUGGUUUUGAAAUAAUGGUGGAAAUCUUCAGUUUAAUUAUUUUAUCUUAUUUUAACCUGAAACAUCUUUGAUACAUUUACCCUACAAGGGCAACGGGUUUACAAGCUACAGUCAUGCUACAAGAUGUGUAACGAAAGCUAUUAAACAUAUAACAUAGGUUAAACACAAUGAAUUAUCAAUAGAACAAGCUAAUGGAACACGAUAGUGUAGAAAAACAAUUAAUUCGGAUUUAUACCUUUUUAGGUAUCAGGGUAUAACAUAAAUAUUUUAGAUUUCUAAAACACUAAGCUAUUUAGAGCUAUUCAAGGCUGAGUAGGGGUCUAAACUAUUUAUUCUGUCACUACGUGCAUACCAAAAUGGAACUGGUAUGCGCGUACGGUCAGUGUUGCUACCCUGUGAAUUAUGAAUUUUCAUUUACGUAGUAGAACUACUAAAAUAGCAUAUAACAUCUACAAAAUUGUUAUGAAAAUGUUCCUAUAAAACAGUCAUUAGGAAAACAAUUACUAGCAGUCCAAGUUAAGCACGACCGUGCUUUGUUUCUUACCAAUCAAAUGCACUAUUAUUAUCUACUGAUAAAAAUACAUAGUAAUCCGUACACGUUCAUACAUCAUAAGCAUCAAACAAACAAUGUUCACUGUCCGCACUAAAACAAACGCAUAUGUUCGUAUUGAUGGUUCUAUUGAAUGUUAUUUAUUUUUAAUUGUGAGCCAUAAGCUAUCAUAGAAACAGGUCAACCAAUGCCCAGGCGUGGAAAUCAAUUGAUGUUGAAAACACAGACCCACAUUCUUGAACAAUGCAUGUACGCAGCAAAUAUAGCUGCUUAUCCUAUGUUUUUCGCAUAGUUAUGAAGGAUUUAUAGUCCACACAAUAGUAACAUUAAAUGGUUAGGAUGAAGGACAUCGCUUAGAACAGAACGAAAGGAAUUGGCUAGGAAGAUUUGCGAUCAUUUCAGUCGAGCAGAGCUGGCAGAAAUUGUGAUUCAAAUUAGAUUUGUUGAUAAUGUAGGAAAGCAUUUUGAAUAUUCGAAAUAAAUUGGCGAAUUUAGGCGUCGAGAAGAUUUUUUUUAUUACAAACCGGUUAUGCCCAUUCGUAUUCGGUAUCGUUUAGGAUAUGAGAAAGUCGGCGGGGAGCGAUGGUAUGAUACUUGAAUAAAAUACGCGUAACUA